GAAACCAAAGAAGUCUCAGUUCCUUUGCAUGUCUUCUCUUGGAUUUUUCUUAAGCUUUGGGGAAAAUAAAGUUACUUCCUUUGAUGGAUUCUUCUUCUUAAUUUUUUUCUACUUUAUACCAACAAAUUUAAGUGCAGAUUCUCUUACCUGAUUCCCUACAAAUACAGUCUCAUUUCCAACUAUAUUUCAUUUUCUCCCCUCAAUUUUUUUUUCCCUUUUUCUUCCAAAGGUAGCUUGGUGUCAGUUCGAAAUUUCUCAAUUUUUACAAUCAAAGUCGGUGUUUGAGGAGACAGUUACUCCGGGAAGCUGUGCAUUGGUGAUCCAAGAGAUUGUGCUUUAUUCCUUGAUUCAAUCAGCCUCUUUCAUCUGUUCUCAAUAUGAACAACCAGUAUGGAAACAAGCAGGAUGAAGCGACAGUCAUGGGCUUUGAAGUUCCAAGGUCACCUGAUUCAAGUUACAACAAUGUCUACCCUGGCAGUGAAGAUGAGGCACGUGAUCCACCAGUUGUCCCACCACACCUGCACCACCCCUUACUUAGCUACCCAGCAAGCAGGGAAACUCCUCCCGGAAGUCUUCCAUUGCCACAGAAUGUGAUUCUAAAUCAUCUUUAUAUUGAAAACAGAGAGACACCAAGAUCUGUAGUGGCACUUGGAUUCACUCACCGCUUUCGUUCCAAGUACGUUACUGUUGUGCUAUACAAGCCAGUUCCUAGGAGAGGGAGUUCGAGUAAUUAAAUGAGUAUAGACCAUUACUAGGACCAGGUGUUAUCUCUUUGUGAUUGAAUUAGUUGUGAUAAGAUGCAAUUAUGAAAAUUAGCAGAAGGAAAUAUUUAUUGUUUGACAGCCGAUGAUGACCUUAGGAUUGUUUUUCAUUGAACGUGAAGUACCUUCGACUUGAAAUGCCAUGAGGAUAGAGCUGCCAUACAUAUUUGUUAUCCUGGGGUUCCCUUGAUUAUUGCCUAUUUGCUUGUACCGCAAUAUUUCCCUAUGUUGAUGAGCAUUACUGCUAUCUUCUGAUGCCUGUGUUCUGUUUAAUUUUUCAUCUAGAAUUGUUUUUUUUUUUUUAACUUCUUCUUUUCAGGUGCUUUACCGGUAAUUGUUGUUCUUCAAAAUUUAUAAGAUUUGUUAAGGCAAAGGGAGUAGCUAUUAGUAAAUAUUGAUUUGAAGC
This is a messenger RNA of Rubroshorea leprosula, 1167 nucleotides long. NCBI's taxonomy places the organism in Eukaryota, Viridiplantae, Streptophyta, Magnoliopsida, Malvales, Dipterocarpaceae. The record is from the annotation of a GenBank genome assembly.